CUCUCCAGUCUUAGAACCUAAAGAAGAUAAAGUAUUAUCUCCAAUACAAGGAAAUAGCUCUGUGAGUGAAUACAUUAAAAUGAUUAAGCUAUAUGCUAUUAGCGUUGGCAAGGAUUUAGACGAUAUAGAUGUUAAAGAAAAAUUUCUUGUUGGAUUAUCACCUGAUAAUGAAAAGCGUGUAGAAGA
Molecule: messenger RNA, 186 nt
Organism: Dentiscutata erythropus
Lineage: Eukaryota; Fungi; Glomeromycota; Glomeromycetes; Diversisporales; Gigasporaceae
Source: the annotation of a GenBank genome assembly